Diospyros lotus (date-plum) is the source of this 1051-nucleotide messenger RNA. Its product is annotated as zinc finger A20 and AN1 domain-containing stress-associated protein 8-like. Bases 158 to 697 code for a protein of 179 amino acids. The record is from RefSeq and is a predicted model, not a curated record. The transcript is spliced from 3 exons. NCBI's taxonomy places the organism in Eukaryota, Viridiplantae, Streptophyta, Magnoliopsida, Ericales, Ebenaceae. Gene Ontology annotation, molecular function: zinc ion binding; DNA binding.
CCUCUUCUGCCACUACGCCUUUUAUAUAAGAAAAUCUCUGGUUCCUUUCAUCGGAAGUUCUCUCAUGCUCUGGCGAUUUCCUGUUCGCCCUAGGGGGACGAAAUAGGAAGAGGAGCUAACACAGGAAAAUCGGUUCCUUUGCGAACAGGAAGUCAAAAUGGAGCAGAAUGAGACGGGAUGCCAAGCUCCUCCAGAAGCUCCUAUCCUGUGUGCCAACAACUGCGGAUUUUUCGGAAGUGCAGCAACCAUGAACCUGUGCUCCAAGUGCCACAAGGACUUGAUGCUGAAGCAACAACAGGCUAAGCACGCUUCCUCCUCUUCCUCUUCUAUUGGAAGCGGAAACAUUGUAAACGGCGGCAGUUCCAGCACCCUCCAAAAGGAGGCUGAAACAGAAGCAGCCGCAGGCACUCGUGCACGGGCUGUCUCGCCUGAGUCCGUGGUCUUAGCACCGCAAGCACCUGGCCCAUCUUUGCCAAACGAGAAUAACGACCAAGUCAAACGAGGUCCAAACAGGUGCACCACCUGCCGGAAGCGUGUUGGUUUAACCGGAUUCAACUGCCGAUGCGGCAACCUUUUCUGUGCAACUCAUCGCUACUCCGACAAACACGACUGCCCCUUCGACUACUGUUCUGCUGCCCGGGAUGCCAUUGCCAAAGCCAACCCUGUCGUGAAGGCUGAGAAGCUCGAUAAGAUCUAGGAGUUUGGGCAAAGCUAUAAUGUAAGUCCAAUGAUCGUCGUCAAAUCGAUUUUAAUCUUCCGUGUCCGUCCAAUUUUCUUGUUGGUAGUCAAAGUGCCCUCUGUAAUGGGUAUAGUGGUUGAUAUCAAAAGAAGAAGUGGGUGCGCAUCAUCUAUGUGAGUGUCAGUGUCAAGAACUCUGUAGUUCUGUUUAUUGGAGAGGACUCAAAUCAGUUGGCUCUACUGCCUUUUUGUUCAUGCUGUUUUUAUUUUUAAUUUUUGCUAAUUUUACUUGCUCCUUUGUGUCUAGCAAGCGUCUACUCUGGUUCCAUGAAUAGGUGUUUGAUUCAAAUAUCAUUUUCUUCUUCUUCGUUUU